ACCCAAAGACUAAUUACAAUCCACAUUAUGGGAUUCUUAAUGACAGAAAUUUUGUGUCUUCACUGAGGUGUGACCUGAACGUUUGUCAAGGUGAUUAAGUUUAGAAUGCCAACAUUGUGGCAAUAGGGCCUGAGAUCCUUUAUAGAGUAUUAAUUAUGCUUCCUGGGAAUUUUGUACUGUGCUACGCCUACUAUAGGAAACCCUCUCGGAAGAUUAGGCAUCGAUUUGCAAGUGUGUUGGUGUAGAAAAACUCAUAUCUCCCUUGUGAACUUUACUGGAGCAAAAAAUUGCAAUGCGUUUUCUAUUCCCCAUGCAUUUUACAUUCACUCCUAACAAUAUAAGUAACCUAUUUAUUAAUUUGUUAUGAUUCCAAUUAAGGUGCAUUCGAUCUAUAACUUUUAUCCUUAAGCUCCUAUUCUACUGUCUUUUCUAGCAUUUAUAUCAUGAAGGGUGGUCUUAGCCCAGAGAUGAAAGGAAGGAAGGAAGGAAGGGAAGGAACAAGGAAGAUUUUCUUAAAAACACUAUUCUUUCAUUUGCAUGAGACUUGACAAGAUAAAUCCCGCCCACCACACUCAAACAAAAAUGUAGUUUGUAGUGACAGAAUUUUAUGUUUACUUUAAGAAACCUGGAAGUGUGUGUUUCUUCAUAAACAAAUUAUAAAAAUGCAAUCCCGUUAGUACAGGAAAUUAAUAAGUACCUUUCCUUCUCAAGCCUCAAUCAUCUUAUAUAUAAGAAGAUUUGGACUCAGUUGUUCUAUGACUCUUAAUGCGAGCCAAGCUUUGAAAUUUCUUUGUAAUUUUUAUUAUGACAAUUCAUACUGUUAUUUAUUCCAGUGACUUUAUUUCCAAAGGUAGUUUCUCAGUUGGAGAAGCAGUUCAGAGUCAUUUUGAGCUCCGUUAAACUCAUUGCUUAGAGCUGUGAUUACUUUCAGGUCCUAAUUAAAUGGGCAAAUCUCUCUUAUGCAUCUUGUUUGGGAAGUCACAGGCAAUCAAAAGUAGUUUGAUGUUAUGAUUGAUGAGCAUUAUUUGAUUUCUGCUGUCCAACAAUGUGUAUACUCUUUAUUAUCUAUGAAUUGUCUUAUUGGCAUAGGAUAUACUUUCUGUGGCAGGGUGGUGGAAAGGGAUCAUUAAAUGAAACAUUACAUGCUUUGUCUUUGAGAGAAUGUUUCAUUUGAAACAGAAACAUCUCAAACAUACCAUGUGCGUGUUACUAUAGAACCGAAAAGCCCUUUCCAGUUGUUUACACUUCGGAUGCAAAAUGGCAAUUUGACAUAGACUAACAGUGUGAUGUGAGCAUCUGCGUAAAAAGGCUACAUAUGGAGCAUGCCCAGUGCGGUGAGUGCGUCCUCCGCCCUCCCCCUCCAGAUCUCUGAAGAUAAGGCUUGAACUUUACACUUGCAAAUGUCACUGCAUACGUUCUGCACUAGGUUUUUUUUUUUUUUUUAAAAGGUUCUCUUACAACUAAUUUCCUUGAACGAUCCAAGAGCAGGGAAGAGAAUCCUUAGGGUAGUAAGGUGCAUUAAGUUCAGAACGAGUUGAUGCCUGUCUUUGAAUGCACUUGAAGUGUUCUUUAUUUUUAAAGCAAUAUAAAGCAUUCGAGGGUUUGUUUUCCCCCCUGGAAUGGGAAAAUAAGAAUCUUCUUGGAUUGCAGUCCUCCGGGGUAGGGAGUGAAAGCCCCGGAGGCAGAAAGGGACGGAGAAGAGGGGCUUGCCCAGAGCAUGGAUAGCAAAGGAGCAGAGGUUCUCCAGGGCUCGGCGCGCGCUGAGGAUCUGUGCCCGGGGCUGCAGCUGCGGACGAGAAAAGCGCUGUCUGGCUAAUGAAGGCCACCUGGAUCAGGCUUCUGAAAAGAGCCAAGGGAGGAAGGCUGAAGAAUUCGGAUAUCUGUGGUUCGGCAGACUCCUACACCAGCCGUCCAUCUGACUCAGAUGUUUCUUUGGAGGAAGAUCGAGAGGCAGUGCGCAGAGAAGCAGAGCGACAGGCCCAGGCGCAGUUGGAAAAAUCCAAGACAAAGCCCGUUGCAUUUGCCGUUCGGACAAAUGUCAGCUACAGUGCAGCCCAUGAAGAUGAUGUUCCGGUGCCAGGCAUGGCCAUCUCUUUCGAAGCAAAAGAUUUUCUGCAUGUUAAGGAAAAAUUUAACAAUGACUGGUGGAUAGGGCGAUUGGUUAAAGAAGGCUGUGAAAUCGGAUUCAUUCCAAGCCCAGUCAAACUAGAAAAUAUGAGGCUACAGCAUGAACAGAGAGCCAAGCAAGGGAAAUUCUACUCCAGUAAAUCAGGAGGAAAUUCAUCAUCCAGUUUGGGUGACAUAGUACCUAGUUCCAGAAAGUCUACACCUCCCUCCUCUGCUAUAGACAUAGAUGCUACUGGCUUAGAUGCAGAAGAAAAUGAUAUUCCAGCAAACCACCGCUCCCCUAAACCCAGUGCAAACAGUGUAACGUCACCCCACUCCAAAGAGAAAAGAAUGCCCUUCUUUAAGAAGACAGAGCACACUCCUCCUUAUGACGUGGUACCUUCCAUGCGACCAGUGGUCCUGGUGGGCCCUUCUCUGAAGGGGUACGAGGUCACGGAUAUGAUGCAGAAAGCAUUGUUUGAUUUUUUAAAACACAGAUUUGAAGGACGGAUAUCUAUCACGAGGGUCACCGCUGACAUCUCACUGGCCAAACGCUCUGUGUUAAACAAUCCCAGUAAGCACGCAAUAAUAGAGAGAUCCAACACAAGGUCAAGCUUAGCGGAAGUUCAGAGUGAAAUUGAAAGGAUUUUUGAACUUGCAAGAACGUUGCAACUGGUAGUCCUUGAUGCAGAUACUAUUAAUCAUCCAGCUCAACUUAGUAAAACCUCUUUGGCCCCUAUUAUAGUGUACGUAAAGAUUUCUUCUCCUAAGGUUUUACAAAGGUUAAUAAAAUCUCGAGGGAAAUCUCAAGCUAAACACCUCAAUGUCCAAAUGGUGGCAGCUGAUAAACUGGCCCAGUGUCCUCCAGAGUUGUUUGAUGUGAUCUUGGAUGAGAACCAGCUCGAGGAUGCCUGUGAGCACCUUGCCGACUAUCUGGAGGCCUACUGGAAGGCCACCCACCCUCCCAGCAGCAGUCUCCCCAACCCUCUCCUUAGCCGCACGUUAGCCACUUCAACUCUGCCUGUUAGCCCCGCUCUAGCCUCUAAUUCACAGGGUUCUCAAGGCGAUCAGAGGACUGACCGCUCUGCUCCUGCCCGUUCUGCUUCCCAAGCUGAAGAAGAACCCUGCCUGGAACCAGUCAAGAGAUCCCAGCACCGUUCUUCCUCCUCAGCCCAGCACCACAACCAUCGCAGUGGGACAAGUCGAGGCCUCUCCAGGCAAGAGACGUUUGACUCGGAAACCCAGGAGAGUCGAGACUCUGCCUACGUAGAGCCAAAGGAAGAUUACUGCCACGAACACGUGGACCACUAUGCCCCACACCGUGACCACAACCACAGAGAUGAGCCCCACGGGAGCAGUGAGCAUAGACACAGGGAGUCUCGGCACCGUGCCAGGGACUUGGAUCGAGAGCAGGACCACAACGAGUGCAACAAACAGCGAAGCCGCCAUAAAUCCAAGGAUCGCUAUUGUGACAAGGAUGGAGAAGGAAUAUCCAAAAAACGGAACGAGGCUGGGGAGUGGAAUAGGGAUGUUUACAUCCGCCAAUAACUUUGGCCCUUUUGUGUUUUUUUUUUUUUUUUUAAGUAAGUCUUGUAUAACAGCACCCUCAAACUAAAUCUUUGGGGGUCUACAUUGCAAUCAUAUGUGAUCUGUCUUGUAUAUUUUGUACUGCUGUUGCUUGAAUAGCAAUAGCAUGAAAUAGAGUAUUAAUAUACUUUUUUUUCUUUUGUAAGUGCUAUAUAAAUUCGCCUGGUAUGGCUGCAGUCCUCCGGUUGUAUACUGGACUUUUUCAAAAACUGUUUGGGGUAGCUGCCACUUGAACAAAAUCCGUUGCCAUCCACGUGGCGUUAGUAUUUUAAGAAAUGUAGUUGUUUUCAAAAAUGUAGUUGAUGUAUCCAGCAAGCCAGAAUCAGCCCAGAUAAGAAGUGGAAUUUCUUGAUUCUCCAUAUUUUAAAUAUGUAGGCACCUGAUUUGCAUAUUCAUUCAUCCAUGGACCACUGUUUCUUGCUUGUACCUCUGGCUGACUAAAUUUGGGGACAGGUUCUGUCUUGCCUUACACAAAGGGGAUCAUAAAGUUAGAAUCUAUUUUCUAUGUACUAGUACUGUGUACUGUAUAGACAGUUUGUAAAUGUUAUUUCUGCAAACACCUUCUUAUGAUAAUUAUAUAUAUAAUAUAUAUAUAUAUCAGUUUGAUCACACUAUUUUAGAGUCUUAAUGCCAAGUCAGCAGAUUUGCUUUAUGAAUUACAGGGACUAGAAAUGCCCACCUUCAGGAAAUUUGUAAUAACAUCAUCUAGACACCUAUCCCCACUCUAGUAGAAAGUCUGUACAUACUGUAAAUACGUGUGAUUGCUUGACUUGAAAAGGUUUGAUUUCUGAAUGUUUUACCAUCCUUGUAAGUUUAUAAUUUUGACCAUAAAUUAUGGUAAAUAUAACCAAACUCCAAAGGUUGUUCUAAUCCAUGCAGUUCACACUGAUUGUGACAAACACAUUCUUAGUAGCUAGUGUCUUACGUCACUGCACUGGAAUAUACGAGCCGGAACUCUGUGUGCGUGCGCGUCUGUGUGUAAGCGUGUGCGUGAGUGACUGGUUGAGAUGAAUCUGAAUGCUGAAGACUUGUCAAGAAACUAGAGACUGAUAUCCAGAAUUCUACCCACCUGGCUUUGUACUGAAUCGUGCUACAUGUUGCUUUAAUGAUUCGUUGAGCAGUCAGGGUGUGUGAAGAAACUUGCUGCCAAAGGUGACUACGAAAGCAUUCAUCUGCUGGCUCCCUGUUUUUGCUCCUAGAGAGUAAAAAUACAGGCAACUUUUAACUGUGAGAGUUUCACUGGAAAUGUACAAUCUUUGUGUGUUCGAGUAUUUGUUUUAGUAAGAAACGUUUACACAGCUUGUAGAAUUGUUUCGUGGGAAAAUAAAUUUUUCUAACUUCUCCCACUUCCUUUUCUAAACUUGCCUAUCGUUCCUGUUGUUUAUCUCCCAGUUUACCUGUCAUUCCAUUCCGCCCCCCACCAACUCCAACAGUUUCACUGUCCAUCAGAACCUAGAAGUGCUUCUUAUAACCAAAGUUUCUGCUCUUCAGAAGAAAUCAGGGCAAAAUGGGGUGACUUGAAGUGAACAAGAUGUUAAGAACAUUUUCGUACAUCAGACAUCUACUGUGAAGGAGAACCCGGAAGAUGAUAGCUCCAUGCCUCAAUGAUGCCGCUGAGAAAGCUCACAAUGUGGUUAUGACGCUAAGGCUCAAACCUUCUCCGUGUCUCUUAGGCGUACAUUUUGUCCAGUCAAGACUGGACAGGUAAGACAGUCUUAGGUGUGCAAGUACCUAGCACUUGAAGUUUGUCCCUGGAAAAUGCCUCUGUAUAAUUGCCUAACUUCAGAUCUGUACAUUAUAUGAUUAUUUUGUUACAUAAAUCUAUUUUUUUGUUUUGCUUCUUUGAUUAUUCCAGGUUCUUGCCAAAUAUUCUUGGACCUUUAUCAGUAAAACUGUUUCAUAUUUAACUCCUUCCUCCCCCUCUCCCCAAGAAAACUCAAAGAGUUUUAAAAAUGAGUUACAUAUAUAGUGUUUUGUCAGCUGAUAUAGGAAGUAUUUCCCUCAGAAUCCAUCUAUUUGUCAAUUAGCUCUGUACUUUUGACAUGUUUAUUUAUUGAAUAUAAAACCAGUAGUUAGAAUAUAUACAUUUUUGAUGUCAAAUAUUCACAUUGGGAAACCGUAUUUCAAUUAAAGUUACUUUUAUAAAAUAUUUCCGAUAAACUUUCCAUCACGGUAAAAUGCUGCCCCAUCCUUUCCCACAUGAAAUUUCAUCCCAAUUAAUGUCUCUGGCAUAUUUAAAUUCUUGAAGUUUAACUGGUAUUUAUCGUACUUGCUGCUACCAUUAAUCCCUUUCAAAGAGUUGUGCUAAUGAAUUCCAUCUUUAAAAUUCUGUACCCGGAUUCUUAGUUUCUCACUUUACUGUGAAUAUGUUAGUCCAAAUCAGAGUAUUCCUUAAAAAAUAUUAUUACAGGAUUUGACAUAGCAUCUAUAAGUGAGAACUGUAUAGCGGGCAUAUGUGUGAACUGUACUAAAUUUGUAACUGAAGAAAUCCCAAGGACAAUGGGAUAUUUACUGACUCGUGGAAUGUAAAAUUAUAGUCUUUUCACACAGCAAAGGCUUCAUCUUAACCUACCCAGUUGAAGAGUCAUGAUUUUUGUAGUCAAUCUAGAAAAUGCUGGAAAUGUUCUUAGUAGUUCUGUUUUCUUAUCAAACCUAUUUCAGUUCUUCCUAUGCUCUUUCUCUACUGCUCCUUUGAGUUACUGUUACAAAAAGGUGCUGCUAAAUGUAGGAUGUCCUGGUCAUGUUGUACUUUGGGACAAUGCCACAUUUUUAACAUGGUCUGCUCUGCAUUCACUGUCAGCUACACGGAACUGUUCAACAAACCUGGUUUAAAGUCAUUCAUAUAAAACAAAUAAAGAGCUGGUUUCUGCACUGUU
Molecule: messenger RNA, 6569 nt
Organism: Equus caballus (horse)
Lineage: Eukaryota; Metazoa; Chordata; Mammalia; Perissodactyla; Equidae
Gene: CACNB2
Product: calcium voltage-gated channel auxiliary subunit beta 2
Biological process (GO): calcium ion transmembrane transport
Cellular component (GO): voltage-gated calcium channel complex
Molecular function (GO): voltage-gated calcium channel activity; protein binding
Source: RefSeq, a predicted model, not a curated record